Uloborus diversus is the source of this 1792-nucleotide messenger RNA. RefSeq lists its product as uncharacterized. The transcript is spliced from 7 exons. Lineage: Eukaryota; Metazoa; Arthropoda; Arachnida; Araneae; Uloboridae. The record is from RefSeq and is a predicted model, not a curated record. Gene Ontology annotation, cellular component: nucleus. Bases 397 to 1740 code for a protein of 447 amino acids.
CAUCCGUUUUUUGCACAAAAUUGAAAUAUUUUUCUCGCCAAUAAGGCGAUAACUUUUUAAGCAUGGCAUCCCUGGCGAAACUAACCUGUGUUUCGCAACCGAAGGCAAUCUUAGAUCUGUUCAAACUUGUUUACUCGGUUUCACACAGGAGAGAUACGUGUUGUUUCGUGCAAUAUACCUUACAAGAAAGCUUAUUUUGUGUUAGUUUAAAUUUCAGUAGUUGUGUUUUGAAGUAAAAAACAUUAGAAAAUGCCAGUUUCUUCAAACUUGAACGUUAAUUAAAAGUGGUGUAACUCCAACGUGGUGUGUAUCUGUAAUGUGCCAUUGUCAUAUGAUGUAUUGUUUUAGACUGAGUGAGGAUUUAUACCAUAAAAAGCUUCCUAAUCUUGUUGUGAAAUGCCUGUUGUAAACAAAAAAGCAAAAAGCAUGAGCAAAGAGCAGUUAGAGCUAAUUGUAUCAGCUCUUGAAAAGAAUUCUGAUGUGUCAAGAAAUGGAGCAGGGCGGGAUUUUGCGAGAGAUGAGAGAAAGAAAAAAUGGGCAGAAUUAGCAUCAUCACUCAAUGCUUUAGGAGGUGCCGUCAAAACCUCAAAAAAAUGGAUCAAAUGCUGGAGUGACAAGAAAAAUGAUAUGAAGAAGAAGGUGAACCGAAUCAUUGAGGACAGGGCGAAACCAGGUGGACCGACAUCCGGGGAAAGGUUGACUGCUCUUGAACGGAGGAUAAUAAAUUUAACAGGGUGGUCUGAACAAAUUAGAGAUGAGGACCUGUUUGAAGCUAAUGCUAAAAUGGAUUGUAUGAAGAUGACUGAAAUACCGACACAUGACAGCAACAAAAGUAGCUGUUUUAAUAGUCCAUCGAAAAAUGUUGAAGCCUCUGAAAAUUCUCAUUCAAAACUUCCGCCAUCAGCGAUAACCGUCAAUUCUGAUCAAUUGAAAUCAUCAUCGUUAGAAAGAGAAGAGGAACGUACUAUCUACUUUUUGGCUGAGUUAUGUGAUAAAACGAUUGGUGAUGAAUCGUCGGAAAAAACUGAAGACGAAGUGAGGCAAAUUUUGAUAGAAAAAGGUCCUGAUCAAGUGGUUGUGGAGGAACUAGGUAAUUUAACUGAAGUUUCUGCUGCCGUAGAGAGUAUAAAGCCAGCAGAAAGUUAUAAUAAUGCAGCAACAAUUAUAACUCUUACCCCAGCCAUGAUUCAAAAUAUAAAACCGUGUGAAACCCCAGCCACAAGUACAGAGGCAACCCCAGCCACAAUUACAGAUGCAACCCCAGCCUCAAUUACAGAUGCAACCUCAGCCUCAAUUACAGAUACAGCCCAAGCCUCAAUUCCAAAUACAACUCCAGCUACUGUUACAAGAAACCUAUUAUUCACAAAGAAAAGAAAAAGGGACGAACAGUCUGCAGAUUCUGUUGUGGAAAGAACACCAACAGAAAGUCUUCAACAGCCGCAAGAACAUACGGAUAGAAAGCCGUGUGAAACUGCGGCAUUAAAUAAAAUUGCUGCAGCUUGUGAGAUUAAUAACUGCAAAUUGCAAGAACAGACAGUGACAUUGCAGCAAAUUGCUGCAACCAUGCGAAAGCCAGAAGAAGCUUCAGCAUUAAAUAGGAUUGCUGCAGCUUUCGAGAUCAACAAUUGCAAGAUGCAAGAGCAGACACAGACUUUACAACAACUCACUGCCACCUUGACAAAUGAAGCCGUAAAGCAAACAUUGUGGUUAGAAAAAAUAUAUUCCACCUUGAACCGGUAGCUAUUUCUUGUAUAUAUUUUAUUAAAUUGUUAAAUAAAUUUUAUUAUCAAAA